UCUCCUACUCCUUGAGGUAACUAUAUAAGUGCUUUUAAAAUAUCUAGAAGUUCUGAAAGGAUAUUCUCCUAUGAAGGAUUUGAGUUUAGUGUCUUGAUCCCUUUUUAUUUAAGACAUUUGCUUGAAGGUCUUAACAGAAAACAACAGAAUUAAUUUAUGUAGGUAAGAAUAUACAUAUAUUCUUUUAGAAGUUUAGCUUGAAGCCAAACUUGCUUGAUUUCUAGGCUUUCCUAACAGAUGUGGUCAAACUUUUGAAAACUUCUGUUCUUAUCUGAAAGGUGAAGGUAGUUUUCAUCUUGUUCUUGCAGCUAUGUUUCAGAUUCUUAAGAUGCUAUUGCUUCCUUUGAAAAAUACUAUACAGAAGUGGCUAAGUGUUCUGAUAAUGUCCCAAACUUAAACAGAUGCUCUUCUUUAGUACUUCAAAUACAAAAGUGCUUAUAGCAUCAGUGUUUAUAGUGUAGCUUUCAUGUAAAAUUACGUUUUAAAGCUCUGCUUCAAAUAAUGGCAUCUAGUUUAUUUUUUGAAAAAUAGUUUGUGUAGAAUGGGCAAUAUAGGUGAUGCUGUCUGUCUUGAAGAUGAGUAGAAAUUUACUGAACAAAAGUGCUGUUAACUGAUGUUUGAAAUUCUUCAAUGGCAUUGGUAAAUCCCUGCUGUGCUGAAAUACCUGUGCUUUCAAGGAGGUUCUUAUAUGUUGGCUUGUAAAGGUUAGAUAAAUGGCACAUUUUUAUCGUAUUAUCAGUUUGGGAAAAUAUUCUAAUACAACUUGACAGGCCAUGUCCUAUAAAUUAAAAAUAAAUAAAUAAAUGUGUCCUUUGAGACUGUUUCCACAAAAAUUUGUGAUGGCUGUUGUAUUGUGGAUCACCACUUAGUAGCAUGUCUGUGUAGGAUGGUGAUUAAUGGUUUUAAAUUUAAAGUACUUCCAGUCCUUAAUUUUUUAAAAUAAGAUUAUCAGUGUGUUGGCUGUCUCAUCUUAUUUAUGACAUAGUUUUGGCAUAUUUAGGUGUUUAUGCUCCUCACUUUAUUACAUUUGAGUUCUAAAGUUAUGAAUUGGUAGGGCUUUCAAACAUUUUUCAAAUGAAGAUAUAGAUGUUUCUUGGAAUAAAAAAGAAAAAGUUAAGGUGGGUGAAGAAAUUGAUAAGAAAAUAUGGCCUAUAAGCUAUUCUUUGAUUCCUAGACUGAUUAGGUGUUUUUCUAAUUAACUUUCUAUUUAAUACUGCUCUUUCAGUUCUUUCUGCUUGCUUCUGCUGCUGCUUAUUUGAGCCAUUGGAAUUCAGUUGUUAAUGUUCAACUUGACUGCUUUGGUGAUUAUGUUUCUGAAGCUUGGAGAAAAAGAAAAACAUUUUGAAAUGUGCUACCAUACUUCUUGGCUGUUCCUGAAAGAGCUCUUUGGCAUGACACCUUUGACAACAAUCUUUGGAUGUGUUUUUCUUCAGUUCUAGGGGCCAUGUAGAAUGUUCUGUAUUAUUUUUCACUUGCUGUGACCAUCCUUCUGUUCACGUUUCAUCUUCUGUGUUUCACAGCAAAGGAGCUUGUAGAUGUGUUUCUCUCUUCAGAAACUAGAACAACUUAAUCAAUAUCCAGAUUUUAACAACUACCUGAUUUUUGUUCUUACAAAGUUGAAGUCUGAAGAUGAACCGACACGUUCCUUGAGUGGUCUCAUCUUGAAGAAUAAUGUAAAAGCACAUUUUCACAACUUUCCAAAUGGGGUAACUGACUUCAUUAAAAGUGAAUGUCUGAACAACAUUGGUGAUUCCUCCCCCUUAAUUAGAGCUACUGUAGGCAUUCUGAUAACAACCAUUGCUUCAAAAGGGGAAUUGCAGAAUUGGCCUGAACUCUUACCAAAGCUUUGCAGCCUGUUGGAUUCUGAGGAUUACAAUACCUGUGAGGGUGCAUUUGGCGCUCUUCAGAAGAUAUGUGAAGAUUCUGCUGAAAUUUUAGAUAGUGAUGUAUUGGACCGACCACUCAAUAUCAUGAUACCUAAAUUCUUGCAGUUUUUCAAGCACAGCAGUCCAAAAAUAAGGUCUCAUGCUGUUGCAUGUGUCAAUCAAUUUAUCAUCAGCAGAACUCAAGCUCUUAUGUUGCACAUAGAUUCUUUUAUUGAGAAUCUUUUUGCACUGGCUGGUGAUGAGGAGCCUGAAGUACGCAAAAAUGUUUGCCGAGCUCUGGUAAUGUUGUUGGAAGUUCGAAUGGAUCGCCUACUUCCUCAUAUGAUUAGUAUAGUUGAGUAUAUGCUUCAAAGGACCCAGGACCAAGAUGAAAAUGUGGCUUUGGAGGCUUGCGAGUUUUGGCUGACUUUGGCUGAACAGCCAAUUUGUAAAGAUGUAUUAUGUCGGCAUCUUACUAAACUGAUACCUGUGUUGGUAAAUGGUAUGAAAUAUUCAGAGAUUGAUAUUAUUCUGUUAAAGGGGGAUGUUGAAGAAGAUGAAGCUAUUCCAGAUAGUGAACAGGACAUAAGACCUCGUUUUCAUCGUUCACGGACAGUAGCUCAGCAACAUGAAGAAGAUGGUAUUGAAGAUGAUGACAAUGAUGACGAUGAUCUUGAUGAUGAUGAUACUAUUUCUGACUGGAAUUUAAGGAAAUGUUCUGCUGCUGCUUUAGAUGUCCUGGCUAAUGUAUUUCGUGAUGAACUUCUGCCACACAUCUUGCCCCUUUUGAAGGAAUUACUCUUCCAUCCCGAAUGGGUAGUUAAAGAAUCUGGUAUCCUUGUUCUUGGAGCAAUUGCUGAAGGAUGCAUGCAGGGUAUGAUUCCUUAUCUUCCUGAGCUGAUCCCUCACCUCAUUCAGUGCCUCUCUAACAAAAAGGCUCUUGUGCGCUCCAUUACAUGCUGGACUCUUAGUCGCUAUGCACACUGGGUAGUUAGUCAACCCCCAGACACAUACUUGAAGCCAUUAAUGACUGAGUUGCUAAAGCGUAUUCUGGAUAGCAACAAAAGAGUACAAGAAGCUGCCUGCAGUGCCUUUGCUACUCUAGAAGAGGAGGCUUGUACAGAGCUUGUUCCUUAUCUUGCAUAUAUACUUGACACUUUGGUCUUCGCAUUUAGUAAAUACCAGCAUAAAAACCUGCUCAUUCUUUAUGAUGCUAUAGGAACUCUAGCAGAUUCUGUAGGACAUCAUCUAAAUAAACCCGAGUAUAUUCAGAUGCUAAUGCCUCCGUUAAUCCAGAAGUGGAACAUGUUGAAGGAUGAAGAUAAAGAUCUCUUCCCUUUAUUAGAGUGCCUGUCAUCAGUUGCUACUGCCUUGCAAUCUGGCUUUCUUCCAUACUGUGAACCUGUGUACCAGCGUUGUGUAAAUCUGGUUCAGAAGACUCUUGCACAAGCCAUGUUGCAUAAUGCUCAGCCAGACCAAUAUGAGGCUCCAGAUAAAGAUUUCAUGAUUGUGGCUCUUGACUUACUCAGUGGUUUAGCUGAAGGACUUGGAGGCAACAUUGAACAGCUGGUGGCUUGCAGUAAUAUCCUGACAUUAAUGUACCAAUGCAUGCAGGAUAAAAUGCCUGAGGUACGGCAGAGUUCUUUUGCAUUGUUAGGUGAUCUGACAAAGGCGUGUUUUCAGCACGUUAAGCCUUGCAUCGCUGAUUUCAUGCCCAUUUUGGGAACCAACCUAAACCCUGAAUACAUUUCUGUGUGUAACAAUGCCACCUGGGCAAUUGGAGAAAUCUCCAUCCAGAUGGGUAUAGAGAUGCAGCCUUAUAUUCCAAUGGUGUUGCACCAGCUUGUAGAAAUAAUUAACAGACCCAACACACCAAAGACAUUGUUAGAGAACACAG
This is a messenger RNA of Falco peregrinus (peregrine falcon), 3762 nucleotides long. Its product is annotated as transportin-1. Gene Ontology annotation, biological process: protein import into nucleus. Gene Ontology annotation, molecular function: nuclear import signal receptor activity; small GTPase binding. The record is from RefSeq and is a predicted model, not a curated record. Gene Ontology annotation, cellular component: nucleus; cytoplasm. Lineage: Eukaryota; Metazoa; Chordata; Aves; Falconiformes; Falconidae.